This is a messenger RNA of Carya illinoinensis, 2493 nucleotides long. Its product is annotated as histone-lysine N-methyltransferase, H3 lysine-9 specific SUVH4-like. The record is from RefSeq and is a predicted model, not a curated record. Gene Ontology annotation, cellular component: nucleus. Bases 274 to 2235 code for a protein of 653 amino acids. Gene Ontology annotation, molecular function: histone methyltransferase activity; zinc ion binding; protein binding. NCBI's taxonomy places the organism in Eukaryota, Viridiplantae, Streptophyta, Magnoliopsida, Fagales, Juglandaceae. The transcript is spliced from 16 exons.
AAUCAGAUGCUCUUACUAUUGCUAUUUUCCCGCUGCUGGCCGGCCUUCGAAACUUUUCCUUUUCCCAGCCCAUUUAGGUUUUAUGCAUGAAAAAUUAAAAUGAGAAACCCUAGAGAUUAAAGUUUCUUCACCCGCACGGUACUCUUCUCUCUCGUUCCACAGCUGUUUUGCAAGUUAGAGCAGCUGUUUGAAGUAAUUUGUUAUAUAUCAAAUCAAGAACCAGAUUAACGUGGAACUCUUUCUUAAUUCUGGUCUUGAUUUUCUACAUAAUCAAUGGUCGUAGUAAAGGAUUCUGGUGGUAAUAUUGCGAAGAAGAAUGUUGGGCAAAGUGGUAAAAAAAUCGAACCGAAGAGUCCGGUGCGACGUAGCCCAAGACUACAAAAAUUACAGCGAAUGGCUACUCCAAGGCUUCAAAAGACACUGGAGGAUCAAAAGCCUCUCGGUGGUUGUAAGAGAAAGAGAUUAUCUGAUGGCCUUAAAGAUCAAGUUAGCGAGAAGAUGACUGAAGCGGGGUUUGUGGAAGACAUUGUCUGUACAAGUGAUCCGAGGACAGGUCAUAACUCUGGUUGUCCUCCUCAAGUUGAUGAUUGGAAUAAAAGCGCUGCAAACGUGAAAAGGACACUUAGAAUUUUUAACAGGUUUUAUCUUCGCUUUGUUCAGGAAGAGGAUAAGAGGUGCAAGAAGCCUAAGAAUGGGAAUGCAUCUGAUGAUUCUCUUAGGAGAUGUUCAAAGCGACCUGAUUUGAAAGCAAUUUCCGAGAUGGUGAAGUCAAAUAAAAUUUUGUACCCUAAGAAAAUAGGUCAUCUACCGGGUAUUAAUGUUGGACAUCAAUUCUUUUCACGGGUUGAAAUGGUGGCCGUAGGUCUUCAUGGACUCUGGUUGAGUGGAAUUGAUUAUAUUGGAGAAUCUUGUAAAAUGAAGGAGUACAGGAACUUUACCUUGCCACUUGCUGUUUCAAUUGUCUUGUCUGGCCAAUAUGAAGAUGAUGUUGAUAAUUCUGAAGAAGUUGUGUAUACGGGUCAAGGUGGAAAUGAUUUGCUUGGAAAUAAACGUCAAAUCAAAGAUCAAGUUAUGUGUCGUGGUAAUUUGGCUCUUAAGAACAGCAUGGAUCAAGAUGUAUCUGUUCGAGUGAUCCGUGGACAUAAAUGUGCUAGUGGUAAUAUUCGCAAAGUUUACACAUAUGAUGGUUUGUACAAGGUUGAUCAUUAUUGGAAAGAGAGAGGUGUUGCUGGAUUUAUUGUUUUCAAGUACCGUUUAAAGCGAAUUGAAGGACAGCCCAAAUUGCUCACAAAUCUGGUUAGUUUUGCUCGGCAGCAAGUCUCUAGAGGUCAUUCUGAAUCAGAUGGAUUGGUGUGCAAGGACAUCUGCGGUGGUCAGGAAAAUUUAUGUAUUCCUGCUUCAAACGAAAAUGAUGUUCCUCCAGUUGCACCCUCAGGGUUUGAAUAUAUCAAGUCUAUCAAAGUUGCGCACAAUGUAACUAUGCCCCCAAAUGCUCCUGGUUGCAAUUGCAAAGGAAAAUGUACCAAUGCUGAGAAGUGUUAUUGUGCUCGACUUAAUGGCGGUGAUUUCCCAUAUGUGCGCCAAGAUGGUGGCAGAUUAGUUGAACCAAGGGAUGUUGUGUACGAAUGUGGUCCAAGAUGUGGCUGUGGACCAAAUUGUGUCAAUCGUACUUCUCAGCAGGGAAUGAAGUACCAACUUGAGGUCUAUCGCACAGAGAAUAAAGGCUGGGCAGUUAGGUCUAGGGACUUUAUUCCUUCUGGUGCACCAGUUUGUGAAUAUGUUGGAAUUCUCAGGAAAAAUUGCGAAUUAGACAGUGUCUCUGGGAAUGACUAUAUAUUUGAUAUUGAUUGCUGGCAAACAAUUAACGGGAUAGGAGGAAGAGAGAGGCGAUCAUGUGAUGCAUCUACACGUUUAAGUAAUCAUGCUAAGGAAAUAUAUGACCAGAUAUCUGAAAGUGAGCCUGAAUUUUGCAUAGAUGCAGGUGCUUCUGGCAAUGUUUCCAGAUUCAUUAAUCAUGGUUGCGAGCCUAAUCUCUUUGUUCAGUGUGUUUUGAGUUCUCACCAUGAUGUUAGACUUGCGCGAGUGAUGUUAUUUGCUGCAGAUGACAUAGUCCCUAUGCAGGAACUCACUUAUGACUAUGGAUACGAACUUGAUAGUGUUAUUGGGCCUGAUGGAAAAAUAAUCACUAUGCCAUGCUACUGUGGUGCAGGCGACUGUCGAAAGCGUUUGUACUAGGCAGACGAAUUUUCACCAUUUUAGUUAUUUAUCCCCAUCUCUGUGUAGUGCCCCCAAAGUCAAAUGUGGAUAUAUAUUACCGUCCAACAUAUAUAUAUAGUUUAGUUCUGUAUUUAAAUUUUUUAAGUACGGGACUAAUAUUUUUUCGUGGUUAUUUUCUCCCCUGCCAUUUUGGUUGGUUAUCUGAUGGCCUUUUGAGGACAUAUUACUGUAAAUGACAUGCGUUGGUCUGAAAGAAAGUUUCUACCGUUCUGCUCA